Penicillium alfredii is the source of this 1050-nucleotide messenger RNA. RefSeq names its product aldo/keto reductase family protein. The record is from RefSeq and is a predicted model, not a curated record. Bases 1 to 1050 code for a protein of 349 amino acids. Gene Ontology annotation, cellular component: cytoplasm. The transcript has a single exon. Lineage: Eukaryota; Fungi; Ascomycota; Eurotiomycetes; Eurotiales; Aspergillaceae.
AUGCCGAUCCUCGCAGGAAAGUCCAUCGGCCAGAAUGGGCUUGGUCUUAUGCGCAAGUCUCUCUAUACUCAACGACUUGAGACACGAGGCGCUAACCUCUUACUAGGCAUGACAUUAAAAGGCGAUGUGAUUCCCGAGGAGAAAACCUUCGCUGUCCUAGAGGCCGCUUUGAAGGCUGGGGCAAAUGUCUGGAACGGAGCAGAUUUCUACGGCACACCCGACUACAACACCCUGCAUCUCAUGAACCGCUACUUUACCGCGUACCCCGAAGAUGCCGACAAGGUGGUUCUGACAGUCAAAAGUGGCAUCGCCGACAUGAGCACGUUUGCUAUGGACUGCUCACCAGCAGCCAUUCGGGGCUUCGUCGACCGAGCCAACGCCAUCCUCGAUGGAAAGAAAAAGAUCGACCUCUUUGGCUGCGGGCGUGUGGACCCCAAAGUGCCCAUCGAGGAGACGGUGCGUGCGCUCGGGGAGCUGGUCAAGGAAGAGAAGAUCGGCGGCAUCCAGCUGAGCGAGGUCAGCGCCAGCACGAUCCGCCGCGCCGCGCAAGUGGCCACCAUCGACAUAGUGGAAGCGGAGAUCAGUCUGUGGGCAACGAACGGGUUUGAGAAUGGCGUUGCGGAGACCUGUGCCGAGCUGGGAAUUACGCUGGUGGCCCUCACGCCGUUGGGUGCCGGGAUGCUGACCGGCCGUAUCAAGAGCCCCGAUGAUCUGCCGGCCAACGACUACCAUCGAUUCUUUCCUCGUUUUCAGCGGGAGAAUCUCCAUAUCAAUCUGAAGUUGGUCCAUACACUGAGCCAGUUGGCGGAGAAAAGGGGCUGCACAUCGGCCGAGCUGGCCUUGUCUUGGUUUAGGGCUCAAAGUCGUCUUCCGCGCAUGCCAGUUAUUGUUCCGGUUUUUGGCGCGAGGUCCGAGGAACGCGUUGCGGAGAAUACCCGCGAUAUUGACUUGUCAGACUCGGAUUUGGAGGAGAUCCGAUCUAUUCUCGACAGCUGCCCCGUAGUGGGAAGUCGGCAUCCCCCUAUUGCAGCCAAGCUGUGCGAGUACUAG